Messenger RNA from Calidris pugnax (ruff), 3368 nucleotides. It is a transcript of the gene AZI2, whose product is annotated as 5-azacytidine induced 2. Gene Ontology annotation, cellular component: cytoplasm. The coding region runs from base 252 to 1418 and encodes 388 amino acids. NCBI's taxonomy places the organism in Eukaryota, Metazoa, Chordata, Aves, Charadriiformes, Scolopacidae. Gene Ontology annotation, biological process: canonical NF-kappaB signal transduction. The record is from RefSeq and is a predicted model, not a curated record. The transcript has 8 exons.
CGGGCGCCCGUUGGAGCGGGGGAGAGGGACCGGCGGACCGAGGCCCGCGUCACGUGAGACGUUUGUUGACUUCCUGGAGCGGCGGCGGCGCACUGGGAAUUCCCCGCGGUGGCGGAGGCCGAUACCGGGGGCGGAGGCGAUGGGAGCCCGAGGGGGCCCGAGCAGGGACCGCAACAGCCGGCGCUGCCUUUCCGCCGGGGUGACCGCCCGUUGCUGACCCGCCCGGCCCGAGCAAGGCCCGGAGAGCUGUCAUGGAGGAGCUGGUAGAGGAUGACAUCUGUAUUUUGAACCACGAAAAAGCAGAAAACGGCCAUAAGAGAGAUGGGGAGAUUCCUGUUUCAUCUUACAGUGGAGAUGAGUCUGUUGCCUCACACUUCGCACUUGUCACUGCAUAUGAAGAUAUCAAGAAACGGCUAAAGGAGACAGAGAAGGAGAACUCCCUCUUAAAAAAAAGAGUGAGAAUUCUAGAAGAGAAGCUGCUCGGCUCCCGGCUGGAAGAAGAAUGCAGCUCCGUUGGCCGUGAACAAGUAAAUAAGGCAUACCAAGCCUAUCGAGAGGCCUGCAUUGACCGAGAUAAUCUGAAAAGCAAACUGGAUAAAAUGAUAAAAGAAAAUGCAGAAUCACUGAAAAACUUGAACGAACAGUUGCAGUCUAAAGAAGUAGAGCUGUUACAACUAAGAACUGAAGUGGAAACUCAACAAGUGAUGAAAAAUCUGAAUUGUACUCAAUCCAGCUGGGAAAUUGAGAAACUGAGUAGUGACCUGAAAGUGCAUAGUCUGGAACAGGAUCUAGAAAAGCUCAAGCAAGAGUGCAACAGUCUCAAAAAGGAGUUGCAAAAAUCCAAGCAGAAGGACCAGGCUCAGGACGAAAAUCCAUCAAAUGGAGACCACCUUCAAAGGCAAGACAUUCAGAGCGUGCAUCAAGCAUAUUGGGAACUGAAGAGAGAAAUGUCUAAUUUGUGCCUGGUGACUGACAUGCAAGCUGAGCUUCUACGAAAACUGAAAACAAACCCAACAGCGACCAAGAAAGCUGCCUCUACUGCACCAGUACAAUGUGUUGACUUGAACAUUUCAAAGCUGAACUUGACGCCUGGGGUAGUCUAUAAAAAACUCUCCCAAAAUGAUGAAUUACUCUGCAAUGCUGUGUCUCCCCCUCUGCCCAGAGAAGUAAAAAUCCCACCGGAGAGGGUGACUCUACAAGCAUGGACAGAUGAGAGACCCAUUCCAGCUGAUGGCAAAACGUUUCAGGAACACCAUUCUUACGGAAAGAGCUCGCUGGAUGAUAAUUCCUGGGUAUUCCCAAGUCCUCCAAAGCCUAAUGAGAAUGUGUUUUGGGAAAUGAAAAACAAAACAACUUUGUUAAACUGUCCAGCAGAUUACCUGGAUCAGUGUAAUCAAAACUGUCUGCACAAGAGUUAAACAAUUUUUUUUUGAAUGAACUGAGGCGUUUUUAGAAUGGUUCUGAAUAGGCACCUUAACGCUUGAACUUUUAAAGAGGAGAAAACAAAUUGCCUGAAAUGUGUUUUUUUUUCUUUAUUUUUAAUUCUAGUUCUGAAACAGAAAGCCUAGUCUUCCUCUGCUGUAAAUCAGGAGCAAGUUCCUUGAAGUUAAAGCUGUGCUGGUAUAAUGUAAAUAUAAAGAAAUCUAGAAUGGGACCUAGAUAGUCUUGUACUGCAAAUGCCACACAUUUGCAAAAGAUUACACUGAAGGGUGAGUUCUUGGAAUAAAACAAAAUUAUCCAGUUCUGUAUUUGUUUGCUAUUUGUACGCUCUCCAGAAAAUACUUGGUAUCCUGUGUUAAAACUUAUACCAGCUCCGAGCUUAUUUUCUGACACUUGUCUCUCCCUUCCUCCUUUCAGUUAACUUUCUGAUUCCGCUGGUUUAGAAAUGCAUUUUUAUGUAAUUUUUUAACCAAGAAAGGUAAGGGGUUAUUUUUGACAAAAUUUUGAUUUAUAUUAGUGGCAAGAGGAGACUCAUUCCUAGGCUGUCCUGUUUAGACUGCACCAUUUUGGGCUUGAUUGUGACUGACUCAUACAGGAUGGUAAGUAAUGCUGCUGAACACCCACUCCUGGAUGUUCAGCCCGUUGCCCUCAGUUCAUGCGGUGUCGCCGCAGGAUCAUCCUCUCCCCGGUGCAGUUCCCCUUAUUGUGCCUCCUGCACAGUGCUCAACCCUGACUUGGGACUUGUGUGGUGGUGAAGGCUACUAACUUUUCUUUUAUUAAAGAAACAAAGCCUUAAUUUAAUUAGCCUGGGUGGUGUAGCAUUGGUGAUAGACAUAACAAGUAUUGUUGUGGUAUCUUUAGGAUGCCACUGAGAACUAGUGUUAUUUGAAUUGAGCUGCCUGCUUUGUAGAUUAUGGGUGUCUAAGUACUAUUUUUUUUUUCUCUUAAGGCCACGAACUCUUUUUAGACAAAUACAAUUUAUGCCUUUUUUUAUGAAAAAAACCUGUUCUCCUCCAUAUCUGGCUUAAUACAACGGGGUGAAGUGAAAUGCCUUGACUGCUUAAUACAUUGAAGCAAAUGCUUUGUAUUGUAGAUCCACGAUAUCAAACCUGUAAUGGGUGGGAAGAUACUUAGUAUGUUAUUUAAAGAUGUGUGGGUGGGUGAAGUGCUCAACUUCACAGGUCCAGCUUAAGAUCAGUGUAAUAAAAAUUAAUUUCACAGCUGUUUAGUAGCAAAUUAUCUUAAAAUUGCUUGCAAAUACAUGGGGAAGCUAUGGCUGUAGCAUAGCCCUGGUGAUGAUGGGCUGGAAAAGCGUUACCAAGGUGCUGCAUGACCUGUGUCUCUCCAGACACUUUCCUCCCUCUGGAGUAAGUACUUCAUGUGAUGCCCCUCAUCUUCUCCUUGCUCGGUUUGUCUAUCAAAGGUGAAAAAAAUGCCUUCCAGAUACCUUCUACUAUAUUAGUGAACAGCAUACAUAAGUAAUGUUUCCCAUGCACCAGAUAUUGUUUUUAUCUUUCUAUUAUCUUGCUCACGUAUACUGGCUUGUCUGUGAUUAAUGGAAAUGGUGUCAGAUGCUGGAAUUUAUUCUGACCAAUGAACACAGCUGACUCAGGGGAGUACAAUCUCUUGGAAAGUAAUAGAACAAAACCCAAUAUGCAUAAAACAAAUCCAAGUCACUAGGCUUUAGCUGAUAAAACCAACUACCUGUGUAAUAACAAAGCAGCAGCAAACAUUUCUCAUGUGGCUGCAUAAGCUACACGGAAUCUACUUCUACUGUAGCUUACUUUUCAGGGCUCCCCACCUCAAUGUUACAGAGGGGUUUUUUAUUAAAUAAUGUCCAACAGACAUCAACAUGAUUAAUACUUUGAUUUGUGCAAUGAAGGAAUUCUACUGUGUAAGAUUUUAAAUAAAUUUAUUUUUGUUUGGUA